GUGUCGUUUUGCCGUGUGAUAACAUUAUUCUGAAAUUUAAUUAAAUAGGGUACCAAAACAGUGAUAAACGAAUUGUUUUUUUGUAGCGUUUCAAUGGGUGCUCCGGUCCAAAGCAAGGGAAAUAAGAGAGGAGGCGGUAAUCAAAGAGGCAGAGGAGGAAAAUCUCGUGGCCAAGGGCGUCCAUUCAAUGGUCACCCAGCGCCAUUUGGAAAUCAAGGUAUGAUGCGACAAAGAGGCGGUUUUAGAGGUAUGCGUCCUCCAGGUCCUCCAAUGCGAGGUGGACAUCCUCAUAUGAGAGGACGAGGACUUCCUCCACCUCCACCUCGUAUGAUGGGUCCUAGAGGACCCAUGAUGCCUCCUAUGAGACCUCCACCUCACGGCAUGCGACCACCUCCGGGUAUGAGACCGCCGCCACCGAUGAUGAUGAUGGGUCCUAUGCCACCACCAAUGAGGGGUAUGUUUAGAGGAGGAAUGAGAGGCAAAGGAAGAUUUCCCACUGGACCAAACUUCCGAGGUAUCAACAAGAAGAGCAAAAUAAUAAAAAAAGGCCCCAAUCGACCAUCAUUGAAAAACGUAGAUCUAACCAAAUCUUUUGUGACUGAGGCUAUAAAAGCUGAAUUUGCGAAAAAAGAUGAACUUCUGGCUGCUGCAAAAUCCACACAGAUAAAGGAAGACUGGUCAAAAUACAGAGAGCAGAGAGAGAAGUGUAACAAAGUAUACCAAGAUGCUGAAACAGCAGCAGGUGGGCAGCAGGAGGUAAGUAAUGAAGAAUAUGUUCAUCCAGAAGAUGACGAAUUAUAUUUUGAGAAUUCAGAUUACCAAGAUGAAGAUAAUGACAAUAAUGGUUUUCAUUAUUAUGAAGAAAAUUUUGAAUACUAUGAAGGAAAUGAAGAAAAUUCUGAAUACAAUGAGGGUACUGAAGAAAAUUCCGAGUACUAUGAUGGAGAUGAAGAAAAUACUGAAUACCAUGAGGGGAAUGAUACACAUUCACAAGAAAUCAGUUUCUCCUGCGAAUCCUGUGAUAAAGAUUUUUAUUCUAAAGUUCAGUACGACAAUCACAUGUCGGAGCACAGAACGUGUAACCUAGACGGAUGUACAUUCACGGCGCAUUUUAAAGUCAUUGAAAAACACGUAUUGAUGCAACACGCUACUGGAUUAUAUGACAAAAUUAGAAAUUUAAAUACGCCUGAAGAUAUUGCAAAGUGGGUUGAGGAGAGAAAAAGAAGGUAUCCUAACAGAGAGAACAUCUUGAAAAGGCAGGAACAACAGGAGGAAAAGUUAAAAUGCGGGAUGAGGAUCAAGAAAAAUGAAAAUCGUUUUGGAAAGGAUAAGUUUAGAUUAAAAAGAGCUGAGACCAAAAAGCUGCCAUAUAAAAAGAAAUCCAAACGUCCAUUCAUCAAGGAAAAGAAACCAGUCUCUUUAAUAAAUGAAAAACUUGACUGGAAUGGUGCUGUAUAUCCAUUUAAAGGAACAUCAACACUGGAAAGCGACUCUGAAAAGGAAAAAAGCGAUUUUGAAGAUGAAGAAUGGUCCAAUGCUUCCAUUCAACCUGCAGCGAUCAAAUUAAAUAACUCAUUGGGUGCUCUAAUGGGGGCCUAUAUGAGUGGAGGAGAUACAGACGAGGAAGUUGUUGAAAUUAAACAAGAAACUAAAGUGGAAGUUGUUAUUAAAGAAACUUGUAAUAUUGAUAAUCGAAUUGAGAUGGAUAAAAAUGAAGAUAGUGAUGGGGAACCCCCUACAGAAGUGAAGAUGCAAAAAGUAAAGUUACCAGAGCCUGUGAUAGAAAAUAAAGAAAUACAAGUUCCAGAUAAAAGUGGUAAUACAAACCGAAUUAGAAAAAGAAAACGACCUCAAAACAGAACAAAUAAAUCUGUCCCAUUUAAAAAUAGGAAUAAGAAACAUUUUCAGGGACAUUCAAAAAGUAGGAAUCAAAGUAGUAUCAAAAAGAACGAUUUUCCCUAUGCUUUUAGGAGGAGGAGAGUUACCUUGUUAGAAAAACUGUUAGAAAGCGAAAUAAGGCAUGAAAGAAAUGUUUUACUGCAGUGCGUCAGAUACACUGUACAAAAUAAUUUUUUUCAAGGUAAAUCUAAUUGUGAGAGUACAUCCGAAUGUUAA
Molecule: messenger RNA, 2115 nt
Organism: Psylliodes chrysocephalus
Lineage: Eukaryota; Metazoa; Arthropoda; Insecta; Coleoptera; Chrysomelidae
Source: the annotation of a GenBank genome assembly